Molecule: messenger RNA, 3228 nt
Organism: Bufo gargarizans (Asiatic toad)
Lineage: Eukaryota; Metazoa; Chordata; Amphibia; Anura; Bufonidae
Product: EF-hand calcium-binding domain-containing protein 6-like
Exons: 19
Coding region: 301-2976 (891 amino acids)
Molecular function (GO): calcium ion binding
Source: RefSeq, a predicted model, not a curated record
UCCUUUUAUGGUAUGUAAUACGUCACAUAAUAGAAUGUACGCAGUUGUGCCGAAUGACCCUGAAUGAGACAAAACGUUUGUUCUAGUUCUAGGAUAUUCCCAGAAUCUGUCCUGGGACAGAUAAGGAAACCUAACUAACAGAGGGGGGAUGUGAAACAGUGCGUGGGUGACAUAUUAUAACAAAGCUGAUCCAUGCGUGCUGUGAACUGCCUCUCCCCCACUGCCUGAUGUUACUUUGGAUUAUAAUAAAGCUGCAAACUUUUUCCGACCACACUGAUCAUAGCGGCUCAGCUGUACAAGAUGUCCAGUCAUCUUCUAUCACCACCUCGAUCCUCAAUGCCAAAGCUACCCAUUAUUGAGCAUCCAUUGUCACGUCUUGGUGACCCAGAAACCUUGUCUUUAAGAGGAUUUUCUAGGGCUGAUAUGGCAUACCAUAGGGAAGAAGUACCGGAGACCAGAAGGAACAUUCAUACAGCCUUGUCCUCCUACAGAGACAGAAGUCUACCACUUACACCUUUAAAGCAUCAUAUUCCAGAAGGUGUACAGGUGAACAUUGCAACUGACCAGAACAAGACAAGGCUCCCUAUAUUUGGUCAAAGGGCUGACAUCGGGAGUCGUGCUGAGAGUAGAGUGAGCACUGCAACCAGCAGGGACAGUUUUGUUUCUCGGCCUGGAACCCAGCUCAGACUUGAAGUGGAUGAGCUGGAACAUACAUUACGUGAAAAGUUAAGGUCUGGCGGAUAUUUCAGUCUCAAACAGCUGUUUAAAAAUAAUGAUCCUGAGGGAAAAGGACAAGUGAACAGAGAUGUUCUUCUUAUGAUGCUAUCAAAAUUUCUUGGAAGACCAAUCGGUUCCAGACCAUUUCAACAACUUCUUUUGAGGCUGAACCUUAGUGAGAAGAUGAUAAUAAAGUAUGAAGAGCUUUAUGCAGCAGUACGGGAUCCAGUAGCAUCAGGACGUCCAACUUGGCUGGAUCCAGUUAACAGAAAAGCAGAAGAAGACGUGUCAAUGACAGCAUCCCAAGUCCAUGCACAGCUGAAGACAAAACAGAAGUAUGCAGAACUUACUGAGGUAAUAUCAAAGACGAAGCCUGAUGGUUCUACAAGGAUCUUACCCCCUGAGUUCAGAGAUAUUCUCAGACAACUUGGAUUCUGUAUGGAAGAUGAAGAGUUCCAUAAACUUUGUGGAAGGUACGACGUGGAUGGAACUAGUGUGAUUAAGGCAGAUUAUCUGCUGAAAAGACUUGGAAAUGAAAUCCAGAACCAGACUUCAAGCAAUCCAAAAACUAAAGCUCCACAAUCUAGAGAAAUGUCUUGGGCAGAGCUAGAACGGAAAGCCUCACUCAACAUUGAGAAGUGGUUGAAAGAUAAAUUCAGAGAAGGCUUUCGGAGCAUGAAAGAGGAAUUUGAAAAGCGUGACCCACAAAGAAUUGGCAAGGUUGAGAAAGAUGAUUUCCUGGCUGUACUUGAAAAGUUUGAAUUAAAAUUAAAAGAUGAACACUUUAACCUGUUCUUAGCAAGAUGUGGGCUUGAGGACUCUCUGACAGGCGUCAGUUACAUGGAUCUUCUUAGAAAUUUUCAGGACCGUAGUGAGAAAGGGAUUACACACAAGAUACUUUCUGACCCAAACCAUAGAUUUCACCGUGAAGGAGCCAUUAGUCCAUCCUCUACACUGACUGCAGUGGAAGCAAGACUAGCAAACCUCUUCCAGUCAGACUUCCUGGCCCUGCUGGCAACUUUUGAGAAAAUUGAUAAAUUCAAGAGAAAUGUUAUAAGCCAAGAGGAAUUCCGAGCAGCAAUAGAGAGCAGGUUCGGUGUGGAGAUUACUGAUGAAGAUUUGGAGCAGCUACUUGACAGAAUCCCCCUUGACGAAGAUGGGAAUGUCAGAUACCCUCACUUCAUGGCAAUGUUUGAUUCUCGACAAGGAGUGCCAAGUCUUUUUGACCAGCGAUCAAUUGGAAGUUUAGCAUUUGAAGAGGAUAGAGAAUAUGGACCAGGGAGAACACCAGAACAGCUGUUCAAGGUUAUUAAAAGCCUCAUUCAUAAGAAUUAUGCAGCAGUAGAGAAAGAAUUUGAAGAUCUGGACGAAAUGAAUUCAAGACGCUUAACCCAAGAGACUAUGUACUUCCUUUUAAAGCGGUUGGAUAUCCAGCCGGGAGUCACACGAGGAGAGAUCCGCAGACUUUGGAGCACCUUUAUUACUAACCAGGACAAAACUCUUGACUAUCUGGAGUUUGUGAGGCAUUUUGGAUAUUCCCCCAAAUCAGCAUGCUAUCCAAAUGCGAAGAUUAGCCCCCCAAAGAAAGGAGAUGGAGAUUUUAAGAUCCGGUCUAAAAAGCUGAACUGUGACUCUGACAUACUUAUAGAUAAUGUCCGUGCAAAGGUGGAGUAUUUGUGGGACGACCUCCGCAGAGAAUUUGAAGACCUUGAUCCCUAUGGCACAGGCUUUGUCAGCAAAGAGGAAUUUAAGGAUCUGUUAUCUGAACUUUGCAUACAUUUGAAUGACUAUGAACGAGAAAUGUUAUCAAAGAAGUUUGAAUCUAAUGGUGAUGGCCGAGUAUCCUACUUUGAAUUCCUAAAGCCUUUUGUGCCCCGCCGGCAAGCUUUGAAGACUAAAACCAAUAUGGAGGCCGUUAUGCGGAGUUCUCAGUCACAGGCAGAUCCAUCUGAAAAUCAUGCUAAUGACCUGGGAACGCUGACUUCAAGAAUGCGUAAGAAGCUGAAAGGAGAAUGGAAGACUCUACGUAGAGCUUUUAAAAAGCUGGAUAUGGACAGCAGUGGCUACUUAUCUCUACCAGAAUUUAGAUCCGUUUUGAAGCUCUGCAACUUUGUACUUGACGAAGAUGAGAUUUUUCACAUCAUGUCCAAAUAUGACCAGAAUAUGGAUGGCCGUAUUAACUACAAAUCUUUUCUAGAACACACAUGUAAGAAAGAGAACUGUUCCAGUCCAAAAACACCACUGGAAAACACAGUGUAAAGGUCUAAAUUUAUUUUACAUAAACACCUAGAUUGUUUAUUCACAUUUCUAUAAUGGUGGCUCUCCAGCUGUUGAGGAGCAAAGGUUGUCUGAGCAUGUGGCUCUUGUAAUUCCUCCACACUGGAAAACCAUUCUACCACCUCACUAAUGAAGAUGAUAAAGAUAGGCUCAUGUGGUAUGUAUUGUAGGUGAAACUCAAGUCUGUGAAAUUAAUUGGGGUCAUUUAUCAACCUGGUGUAAAGUAGAACUGGC